This is a messenger RNA of Ctenocephalides felis (cat flea), 9517 nucleotides long. RefSeq names its product dynein heavy chain 6, axonemal-like. Gene Ontology annotation, biological process: microtubule-based movement. Lineage: Eukaryota; Metazoa; Arthropoda; Insecta; Siphonaptera; Pulicidae. Gene Ontology annotation, cellular component: dynein complex. The record is from RefSeq and is a predicted model, not a curated record. Gene Ontology annotation, molecular function: ATP hydrolysis activity; dynein intermediate chain binding; dynein light intermediate chain binding.
AAAUUGCAAACCGAUAUGGAAAAACUCCAACAGCAAGCUGUUGAUAUCAAAAACUAUCAGAAAGCAUUCAAGGUGGAAAUCUUCAGAUUUGAUCAGCUGGAUGAUGUCGCUUUAGCAAUAAAAUUGAGAAUUCUUCUCUGGGAUAGUUUGGAGGCUUGGAAUGCAAUGAUGGAUAAAUGGUACAAUUGUGACUUUGACGAACUUGAUUCCGAAGAAAUUAGUGUGGAAACGAUUAAGAUGUUAAAAAACGUGACUCAGUUAGAAAAAGGUCUGCCUUCUAAUAAAUUGGUGCCUGUUUUGAAAUAUGAAGUAGAGACUUUUAAGGAAAAGUUGCCUGUGAUUGGAUAUUUGAGAAAUCCGAAUUUGAAAACGCGUCACUGGCUGAGCAUAGAAACAAUUUUGGAGCGCAAAUUUCCACCAGAAGAGUUACUGACUUUGCGCAUGUUAGACGACGCCGGUUGUUUUGAAAAACCUGAUGAACUCAUGGAAAUAUCAGGACAAGCCAGUUCAGAGGCUGGUCUGGAAAUGCUAUUGAAAAAAGUUGAGAAUGCUUGGAAAGAGACAGAAUUGUCCGUUGUGCCUCAUAAAGACAGCAAGGAUGUGUUUAUUUUGGCAGGUUUGGACGAGCUCCAAUUAAUUAUAGACGAAAGCAACAUAAAUAUCAACACAAUUGCUGCCUCUAGACAUGUAGGACCUAUUAAACCAAGAGUAGAUGAGUGGAUGCGUGCCUUAGAUCUAUUUUCAAGAACCUUAGACGAGUGGUACACAUGCCAACAAAGUUGGCUUUACCUGGAGGCCAUAUUUUCGGCCCCUGAUAUUCAAAGACAAUUACCGAAGGAAGCCAAGUUGUUCAUUAUAGUUGACAAAUCGUGGAAGGAAAUUAUGAGAAGAACUCAGAAGACACCUUUGGCAAUGCCAGCGAUGACCAGUCCAGGUGUAUUGGAAACUUUUAAGAAAAAUAAUCAAUUGCUAGAUAUCAUUACCAGAUGUUUAGAAGCAUACUUAGAGGUGAAACGUGUUGCAUUCCCGAGGUUCUACUUUUUAUCCAAUGACGAAUUAUUGGAAAUUCUCGCUCAAACCAAGAAUCCUCACGCUGUUCAACCACAUUUGCGUAAAUGCUUUGAUGCAAUUGCAAAAUUGGAGUUUGGUUCGAAAGCUGCAGAAGAAGGAGAAGAUCCUGCAGCAGCAGCUCAAGUUCUGACCACUGAUAUCAUUGCUAUGAUAUCACCAGAAGAAGAACGAGUACCACUUGGAAAGGGACUGAAAGCUAGAGGAAGUGUGGAGGAUUGGCUUGGUAAGGUGGAAGAAUUUAUGUUUGCCAGUUUGAAACGCAGAAUGAAGGCAGCCUAUAUAGAUUAUGAUGCCAGGGAACGAAUGGAGUGGCUAACAAUGCAUCCGAAUCAGAUUGUAUUGAUAGUAUCCCAAACUAUGUGGGCUAGACACGUCCACAGAGUUUUAGAAUCUACUGGAGAUAGAGUCAAAUUAAUGCAGUUAUUUGAGCAAACAAAUAUCGAUCAAUUAACAUCUAUGGCAGCACUUGCUAGAACAGACAUUUCCAAGUUAUUGAGAAAAAUUCUGUGUGCACUCAUCACCAUUGAUGUACAUGCCAGAGAUAAUAUAUCAAACAUGGUGAAGCAUAGAGUGGCAUCAGCAAACGAUUUCGAAUGGCUCAAAAUGAUGCGUUACUACUGGUUGACUCAAACGGAGACCAUUGAAGCCAGAAUGUCCAGUGCUUGUCUUCCAUACAGUUAUGAAUAUUUGGGUGCAGGUGGUGUACUCGUUAUAACACCUUUGACUGAUCGCUGUUAUUUAUGUUUAAUGGGAGCCCUACAGAUGGAUUUAGGAGGAGCACCUGCUGGACCAGCUGGUACUGGGAAAACGGAGACUACUAAAGAUUUGGCUAAAGCUUUGGCUGUUCAGUGCGUUGUUUUCAACUGUUCUGAGGGCUUGGAUUACAAAAUGAUGGGUCGUUUCUUCAGUGGUCUAGCACAGUCAGGAGCAUGGUGCUGUUUUGAUGAAUUCAAUCGAAUUGAUAUAGAAGUAUUGUCUGUAAUUGCUCAACAACUUGUCACCAUAAGAAAUGCCAAGGUAGCUGGUGUGACCAGAUUUAUGUUUGAAGGAAGGGAGAUCAAGUUGGUUAGAUCUUGUGCUGCUUUCAUCACCAUGAAUCCAGGAUAUGCAGGAAGAACAGAGUUGCCGGAUAAUUUAAAAGCUUUAUUCCGUCCAAUGGCUAUGAUGGUUCCUGACUACGCCUUGAUUGCAGAAGUUAUAUUGUAUUCUGAAGGAUUUGAAGCCUCGAAACCUCUAGCACAAAAAAUGGUGCAAAUGUACAAAUUGUGCAGUGAGCAACUUUCUAUACAAGAUCAUUAUGAUUUUGGUAUGAGAGCAGUCAAGAGUGUGUUGGUAAUGGCAGGUGCAUUAAAGAGAGCAAAUCCAGAUCAGAGAGAAGAUGUCACCUUAAUUUGUGCUCUGAGAGAUACCAAUUUACCAAAAUUCUUGGCUGAUGAUGCAGAAUUGUUCAAAGGAAUUUUGAGCGAUCUGUUCCCUGGUUUAGAAUUGCCGGUGCAGGAACACGGAAGUCUUUUCAAGGCAAUAGUCGAAGUGUUGACUGAAAAUGGUUUCCAACCAGAAGAAUGUAUCAUUCUGAAAAUAAUCCAAUUGCAUGAAACUAUGGUAGUACGUUGGGGUGUUAUGCUUGUUGGACCUACAGGUGGUGGCAAAACGACAGUUCUGCAUGCUUUGGGAAAUGCUCUUACAAGAUUAUAUGAUUGGGAAGAACCAGAUCCAUAUUACAGACCUGUUAAUAAAUUUACGAUGAAUCCAAAAGCUAUACACAUCUCAGAGUUGUAUGGUGAAGUCAAUUCUAUGACUCUGGAGUGGAAAGAUGGGCUCAUGGGAAUUGCUGUCCGACAAGCUUGUUCCAGCACUGAAGAAGCUCAUCAAUGGAUCAUUAACGAUGGUCCAGUAGAUGCAGUAUGGAUUGAAAAUCUGAACACCGUUUUGGACGAUAAUAAAAUGUUGUGUUUGGCAAACUCUGAAAGAAUAAAAUUAACGCCUUGGGUCCACAUGGUGUUUGAAGUUAUGGAUUUGUCUCAGGCAUCUCCAGCUACAGUCUCGAGAUGUGGAAUGGUUUAUAUAGAUCCUGAAAAUCUUGGAUGGCUACCUUAUGUUAAGUCUUGGUCACAAAGAUUGCCAUCAAACGCUCUUCUGCCUGAGCAUAUGAAAUUUUUGAUGGGGCUCUUCACAAAGUUCUUGCCUCCGAUAAUGCAGUAUGUGAGAAAACAUGGCGCGUAUUCAAUUCAUCAGGUUGAUAUCAGCAAGAUCACAAUGUUAUGUUCUCUCAUUGAGACUUUGCUAAAACAAGCAGGACCUGGUCAAGGUUUGGGAGUAGCUGCUGGAGACAAAUCUAAGGCUAGGACUUAUGUCUGCCAAAUUUUUAUUUGGGCAGCCUUGUGGUCAGUUGGUGGUAAUCUGCUACAAGAUUCACGGGAAAAGCUGCAAGACCUUGUGAAGGAAACAUUUCAAGCUGUACCGGAAGCAUAUCUACCUCCUGAUGUUGAUCUUUGGACAGUUUUCAUGGAUCCCAAAAUCCGCAAAUUAUGUGAUUGGGAUUUAAUAGUCGACGAGUUUGAGUAUAAUGCUGAAGUGAAGUUUUUCGAAAUGCUUGUGCCUACAAUAGAUACUGCCAGAUUUGGACAUGUCGCUGCACUUUUGUUAGAAGCCAGAAGGCCAGUAAUGUUUACAGGGGAUACUGGUGUAGGAAAAUCAGUUAUUGCUCGAGAGGUUUUAAACAAAUUGAACGAAGAAUCUAAUGCCAUACCAGCUAUAUUGAACUUCUCAGCUCAGACGAGCAGUUUUCGUACUCAAGAAAUGUUGGAACUCAGAAUGGAGAAAAGAAGAAGGACGCAAAUUGGAGCACCCAUUGGAAAAUAUGUUAUAAUUUUUGUGGACGAUGUGAAUAUGCCGAAGCUGGAAAUAUAUGGUGCUCAACCACCCAUAGAAUUACUCAGGCAAAUUCUGGACUUUGGUGGCCUUUACGAUCGUGAAAAAAUGUUUUGGAAAGAUAUCGUUGACGUGGUGAUAUCUUGCGCAUGUGCUCCUCCUGGUGGUGGACGAAAUCCAUUGACUCCUCGAUUUGUCCGACAUUUUAGUAUGCUGCUGAUUCCUCCUCCUCAAGAAAUAUCCUUAAAAGUCAUUUUUUACUCCAUUCUGAAAGGAUUUUUCGCAGACUUUACAGUACCCAUAAGAGAAUUGGCAGAGCCUCUGGUGGCAGCUGCAGUCGUCAUAUACGAACGAAUAGCAGAGGAAUUGUUGCCUACCCCUGCAAAAUCUCAUUAUGUAUUCAAUUUGAGAGAUUUAUCGAAAUGCGUUCAGGGAAUUUUACAAGCCAAUAGUGAUACCAUACGAGAUCAGCCUCAGAUGAAUCGAUUGUUCUACCAUGAAUGUUUAAGAGUUUUCCAUGACCGUCUAAUAAACGACGAGGAUAAAACUUAUUUCCAUAGUUUGAUGCGCGAAGUUUGUACUCGGUUUUUAGAUACUCCAGUUUUAAAACCUGGAGAACUUUUGCUUUAUGGAGACUUUAUGUACCCUGGCAAGGCUAGAGAGGAGAGGAUUUAUGAAGAAAUUACGAAUCUGGAUAAAUUGCGGAAUAUAUUGACAGAUUUCAUGGACGAUUACAACAUCGUGUACUGCAAGGACGUCCACAUCGACUUCUUCAUCGACGCGAUCGAGCACACUCUGCGACUGACCCGCCUCCUGCGGGCAGAGCGCGGAAACGGGCUGAUGGUCGGAGUCAGCGGCAUGGGCAGGCAGACGUUGACCAGGCUGGCGUCGCAUGUCAACGGAUACAAGUGUAUGCAAAUUGAAUUGACCCGAGGAUACGAUCACAGUUCCUUCCAGGAAGAUUUGCGUGCCUUGUAUUGGAAAGCUGGUGCUGUUGAUGAACCUACGGUGUUUUUGUUUACUGAUACGCAGAUUGUAAAAGAAGAAUUUUUAGAAGAUAUUAACAAUAUACUAAAUUCAGGUGAGGUUCCCAACUUAUUCGAAGCCGACGAGUACGAAAAGGUGAUCAUAGCUUGCAGAGAUGCAACGGUCAAAACUGGUGUCGAUGCCACCAGAGACGCAAUUUACAAUUUCUUCAUCCAACGUGUCAGGGCCAAUUUGCAUUUGGUCAUUUGUAUGAGUCCCGUGGGUGAUGCCUUCAGGCGGAGAUGUCGUAUGUUCCCAUCGCUGGUGAAUUGCUGUACUAUAGAUUGGUAUAUUGCAUGGCCUGAAGAUGCUCUUUUAUCUGUUGCCCAUAGGCAAUUGAAAUAUUUAGAAGAUGAGGAGUUGAUCAAUAAAUUGUCAGAGAUUUGUGUCAUAAUACAUAAGUCUGUUGAAUACAACUCAGAAAAGUUUUAUGAAGAAACUAGAAGGCGGUACUAUACAACACCCAGUAGUUAUUUAGAAUUGCUUACACUUUAUGGAACUUUACUUGGCAAGCGAACUGAGAAAAUUCGUUACAAACGCGAUCGUAUCGCGACUGGUUUAAGAAAAAUCAACGAAACCAACGAAAUAGUUUCCACCAUGGAAGAAGAAUUGCAUCUUUUGGAGCCACAACUUGCAGAAAAAUCUGUUCUUUUGGCAGAACUAAUGAAGCAAUUGGCGGUUGAACAAGCUAAAGGCGAAAAAGUGCGAGUGGUUGUGCGGAAAGACGAAUCGGCAGCUCAGGAAAAAGCAGCAGAAACACAACUGAUUGCCGACGACGCUCAGGCUGACCUGGAUACUGCAAUGCCGGCGCUCUUAGCAGCAGAAGAAGCCUUGAAAUCUUUAAAUAAAAAUGAUAUCAACGAAUUGAGAGUAUUCGUAAAACCUCCAGAACUUGUGCAAGUUGUUAUGGAAGCCGUUUGUAUUCUAUUAAAUCAAAAGCCGGAUUGGGCGACAGCAAAAUUCAUUUUAGGCGACACUCACUUCUUGGAAAGACUACAAGAAUAUGACAAGAAUCAUAUUUCAGAAAAGACGUUGACAAAACUGAAGCCAUACAUACUGAAUAAAGAUUUUAAACCUGAAAUUGUCAUAAAAGUAUCAAAGGUGGCAAAAUCUAUUUGCAUGUGGGUGCGUGCUAUUGAUCAAUAUGCCAAAGUUUAUAAAAUAGUAGAACCAAAGAUGAUGAAAUUGAAUGCUGCUGAAACUGAACUGAACCAGGUUAUGGCUAUUCUUAGAGAGAAGCAACAGCAACUUGCCGAAGUUGAAGCUUAUAUUAAAGGUUUGGAAGAUCAACUGGACGAGAGCCUCCGCGCCCAACAAGCUUUAGAAGCAAACAUUGAACUAUGUGCCAAUAGGCUAUCCCGUGCCGGUAGAUUGACCUCCGCCUUGGCUGAUGAAGAAGUACGUUGGGCUCAAAGUGUUGAAAUUUUAGGCCGUGAAAUUUGGGCCUUGCCUGGAAAUAUUUUAGUAGCUUCAGCAUGUGUGGCAUAUUUGGGCGCAUUCAGUUCUGCUUAUCGGGACAACAUGGUUAAAAUCUGGUCGGACAAAACCAGAGCUCUGAAUGUACCAUCUUCACCAGAAUUUGAUCUUAUAGAAGUGUUGGGAGAUCCAUACGAUAUCAGAAUGUGGAACAUGUAUGGUUUACCUAGAGAUCUUAUGUCUACUGAGAAUGCAAUAAUGUUGACUUCUGCAAGUCGUUGGCCUUUGUUAAUUGAUCCACAAGAACAGGCUAAUAGAUGGAUUCGUAAUAUGGAGAAGGCAAAUAAUUUAAAAGUGAUCAAGUUAACUGAUCCUAAUCUUUUGAGAAUUAUGGAAGCAGCUAUUCGAACUGGCGCUCCUGUAUUGAUUGAAGAAAUUGGGGAAUUUUUGGAUCCGACACUCAGUCCUAUAUUAAAUAGACAAAUAUUUGUACAGAGUGGCAGAGUUCUGAUAAGACUUGGUGAUAGUGAUGUCGACUACGAUAGAAAAUUCAAAUUAUAUAUGACUACCAAGUUGUCCAAUCCUCACUAUUUACCAGAAGUUUGCAUUGUGGUGACUUUGAUAAACUUUAAUGUGACUCCUACUGGAUUAGAAGAUCAAUUAUUGGCAGAUGUGGUGCGUUUGGAACGUCCUGAUUUGGAACAACAAAGAUCAGAAUUGAUCAUUCGAAUAAAUGCUGACAAACAACAAUUGCAAAAUCUGGAAGAUCGAGUGUUGACAUUGUUGUUUACAUCAGGAGGUUGUCUUUUGGAUGAUGAAGCGCUGGUGGAGACUUUGAAUGAGAGCAAGGAAACUUCUGCUAUAAUUGCGGCAAGAUUGAUAGAAACCGAAGCUACUGAAAUAAAAAUUUCUACAGCCCGAGAAAAAUAUCGUCCUUUGGCUGCACGUGGUUCUAUUUUAUACUUUGUGGUUGCACAACUGGGUGAUGUUGACCCUAUGUACCAGUUUUCUUUAAAAUAUUUUAAUCAGGUCAGUGAAAUUACUCCGAAAGUUGAUGAUUUGGAGCAAAGAUUACAAACUCUUAUGGAUGCAGAAAUUUUGGCAAUGUACAUCAAUGUAUCCAGAGGACUAUUUGAAAGACAUAAGAUCAUGUUCAGCUUCUUACUAACCGUGGCAGUACAAAGACAACUUGGUUUUGUAAAAUCGGAAUGGUACGACUUUUUGUUACGUGGCAGUGUUGGUACAUCAGCAGUUCCUUCAAAAAAACCGGAAGUUCCAGCUUUGACCGAUGCCAUCUGGUUGAAUGCUCAUCAUAUAGAACUAACGUUCCCAUUCUUUGCAAACGUUGUCAGAGAUGUAUUGAACAAUAUUGAGAUCGAACUUGGAGACUUUUAUCAUGUCAUAAGCAUACCCGGAGGAACUGGAAAAGCAAGUUACACGAACUGGACUGAUAUUCUGGAUAAUUUCCAAAAAUUAAUGUUGGUACGAGCUCUUCAAGAAGAAAAAUUAGUUUUUGCAAUAACUUCUUAUGUCAGAGUUACUCUUGGUGCUGUUUUUACAGAAAGUCCUACUGUAUCUUUGCAAAGUUUGUAUUCCGACAUGAACAGUGUCACUCCUUUGGUUUUUGUCCUGAGUGCUGGAUCUGAUCCGAUGGCCCAAUUGCAAAGAUUUGCUGUUGAACUCAAUAUGAAAGACAGUCUUGAAAGUAUAUCUUUAGGUCAAGGACAAGGACCUGUUGCUGAAGCCUUGUUGGAUAGAGGCAGAGUCGAAGGAUUGUGGAUUUUUUUGCAGAAUUGCCAUUUAGCGACAUCGUGGAUGCCAGCUUUAGAAAAAAUUGUGCGAGAUUUAGCUCUGGGUGUGGGUCCACCGGUGCACCCUAAUUUCCGACUUUAUUUGAGCUCAAUGCCGGCAAAGACUUUUCCUGUGAGCGUUUUGCAGAAUUCUGUAAAAGUCACCAAUGAGCCCCCGAAAGGAGUCCGAGCCAAUGUGAAGCGAGCUUUGACAGAAAUGACUGAGGAAUAUUUUGAAGAAAAUCCUUUGGAACAAAAGUGGCGAUCCAUGGUUUUUGGAUUAGUACUCUUCCAUGCAAUAAUAUUGGAAAGAAGGAAGUUCGGGCCUUUGGGUUGGAAUAUUACAUACGAAUUCAACGACAGUGAUAGAGAAUGUGCCUUGACGACUCUUCAAAUGUUUUGCUCCCAGGCUGAACCUGGAGUUGUGCCCUGGGACGCUUUGGAGUACAUAACAGGAGAGAUUACUUAUGGAGGUCGCGUGACAGAUGCUUGGGAUCAACGUUGUCUGAAAGUAAUACUAAAACAAUUCUUUUCACCUCCGACGAUUGUGCCAAAAUAUAAAUAUUCGGAAUCCGGAAUAUAUUACUGUCCUCAGUACACAAAACUGGAAGAAUUUAGAGAGUUUGCCAAUCAGUUGCCUUAUGUUGAGCCUCCGGAAGUUUUUGGCAUGCACGAAAAUGCCAACAUAGCAUACCAGAUCAAAGAAACACAAGCAAUGCUGAUGACACUACUGGAAGGACAACCUAUUAAAGCAGGAGCUGGUGCAGGAGCGACAGACGAUUUUGUCUAUAGUAAGGCCCAGGAAGUUAUGGAUAGAAUAUUGCCAAAAGUUGGAGAAGCACGUCCGCACUUUAGUUUAUAUGUGCGUGAUAAAAAAGGCAGAGUUCCAUCGUUGACCACUGUGUUGAUGCAAGAAGUCGACAGAUUUAAUAAACUUUUGAAUCUAAUUCAUUCAAGUUUGAGUAAUCUUCAGAAGGCAAUUAAGGGUUUUGUGGUCAUGUCAGAAGUUCUGAAGGACUUUAUGCUGCAUUUAUUCAACAACUUGAUUCCACAACUCUGGAUGGCAAAAUCUUAUCCCUUAAAAACUCUUGGAAGCUAUGUGCGUGAUUUGGAAUUGCGACUGGAUAUGAUGAGGUAUAAUUUCAUAUUUGCAUUGCUGUUGUAUGGUGCCCCAAACAGUUUUUGGCUAUCAGGUUUCUUUUUCCCGCAAGGUUUUAUGACAGGUGCUUUACAAACUCAUGCCCGAAAACACAGUUUGCCAAAUCGACAAACUAAUAUUCGAUUUCAAAGUUAUGCCAAAUAUUUGUGGAACAAGAAAAUGUUUAUAUAGCACACAAACACGG